GAAGCAGUAACAUGCGCACAAAGAAUCGUUUCCUCGUCGGUGCGUUUGCGUUCUGCGUGGUGCUCAGUGCGGAGCGGCCGAUAUAGGUGUGGAUUGUUGGGAUCGCGCUUCGUGUCCCACGUACGUGGUGUGUGCGUUGCGUGCAGCGGCGUGUGAUGUCCCAGCGAGAAUCGUGCUUGUUUUUUGUUUAAUUCUUGCCGGAUUCGGUGCCCAGACAAGACAACGAUAUACCGGACAGCAGGAUUCGAAGGUAGAUGUAACGCCAGCACAUAAUAUCGUCAAGAACGUGGAGCGCAGCUAAGGAAAAGGAAAAAAACACACGAUAUGAGGAUCAUAAUGAAUCAGGAACCGUUGGGGGUGGCUCAUGAUAUUGUCUCCGUUGGUAACUUACGGCGGUGGAGCGAUGUGUCACCAUCGCACCAUUUCACCGAUUACAGUAACAUCGGCGAAGCGCCCAAACACACGCAGCCGCCGUUCGCAUACGAUGCGGAAAUCAAUCACAAGAUCGUAUUAUGGACUGGGGACAUAUCGUCGCUGCAAGUCGACGCCAUUGUGAAUUCGACGAACGAGUCUAUGAAUGAUAGCAACCCCGUCAGCGACCGGAUAUUCCAACGUGCCGGAUCCGGCUUGAAGGAGGAAAUUAGCCUUGAUAUCAGAGAAUGUCGAACCGGCGAGGUAAAAGUGACGCAAGGACAUGCACUGCCAGCACGAUACGUCAUUCACACCGUAGGUCCGAAAUACAAUACGAAAUAUCAGACGGCCGCUGAAAACACAUUACAUACAUGUUAUAGAAACGUUCUCCAGAAAUCAAGAGAACUUGGCCUGCAUUCGAUAGCGCUGUGCGUCGUCAAUUCGGUGAAGCGAAAUUAUCCUCCGGACGAAGGCGCACAUAUAGCUUUACGCACAGUGAGACGUUUUCUCGAGCACUACGGCAGCUCGUUGGACACGGUCGUGUUCGUUGUUGACAAUUCCGAAUACGGUAUCUACGAAGUUCUACUGCCACUUUACUUCCCACGCUCUAAGCACGAAGCGGACGCCGCACGUUGGCAGCUGCCCGCCGAUAUUGGCGGCUUGGACGGCGAACCCAUGAUUCCCGACAGGCAAAUCAGGAUUAUCGAUAAUCCACAGCACACACUACAUGCCGACGAGGAGGAAUCGAUAGAUCUAUCGAGCCAGUUGGAUUCGGCGGUGAGUCUCGCCGACCAUGCAUUCAGUCAAAUGCAAGGUGAUCUCGACCAGCAGCGGCUGUUGGGCGAACGGACUUAUAAUGAUCCACUCGCCGAUAUUAUGGUGAAGGAGAUCCAACAUCAAGAACGGUAUGAACGGUUGUUACGGCGUGCAAGAACGGAAGAUUUAAGCGAGGUGUCUGGCAUUGGAUGUUUAUAUCAAAGUGGUGUGGAUCGUCUAGGAAGACCCGUGGUGGUAUUCGUCGGAAAAUGGUUUCCAUUCAAUAAGAUUAAUUUAGAAAAGGCUUUAUUGUAUUUGAUAUCAUUGUUGGAUCCGAUCGUGAAAGGCGAUUACGUGAUAGCAUAUUUCCACACGUUAACGUCGAACAGUAAUUAUCCUUCGUUCUCGUGGUUGAAAGAUGUUUACAAUGUCUUGCCGUACAAGUACAAGAAGAAUUUGAAAGCGUUCUACAUUAUACAUCCAACAUUUUGGACUAAGAUGAUGACUUGGUGGUUUACAACGUUUAUGGCGCCAGCCAUUAAACAAAAGGUGCAUAGUUUACCGGGGGUUGAGUAUCUGUAUUCGGUAAUGUCACCAGACCAACUCGAGAUACCAGCUUACAUCACAGAAUAUGACAUGACGAUAAACGGUUUGCGAUAUUUUCAACCUAGCCCCACGUAAAUGAUCAUCACGCCAUGUAGGCAGCGAACAUCUAAACCAACAACAUGUCGGCCAUCCCCAUCGAUGCGGAACGGAACGAAUUAAUGAAUAAAUUGUAAAAAAACAAAACCAAUGGAACAUUCAAGUAUGACUCUCAGUGAUAACAUUGCAAUAUUAUUAAUUCGAUUCGAUUCACGUUAACAUAAUUAAUCAUUACUAACUAAUUACCCAAUUAUUUAGCUAGGUAUGUAAGAAUUAAAGAAUAGUGCUGAAAAGCCGUGCGCUGUGCCAAGCCUCUCGUAACAAAGUGUCGCCCGUUGUCGUGAAAUUCUAUGUAACAUUAAAACCACAAUCAGGAUGUACCCGCAACAAAUCUCGGAAGGCUAAUCCUUACAAAUUAAGUGACUUAUUACGAGAACUCCACUGCUGACACAAAAACAUCUACGUAUAUGUUCAAGUUUGAAUCUAAUAGAUGCGAAGAUUGCUGGAGAUAUGAUGCAGAGCUUAUUUGAUCUAAUAAUAAAGUAAAGAGAUUAUACAAACGUGUGGAGAUUGUUCAUGAGAUUAUUCAAUUAUUAAAUACGUGGAUAGAAUACAUUCCCAUUGUUGGCACUGUUAUCACGUUAUAUAAAUACAUAUAAAUAUAUAUAAAUGAAUAUGCGCAAGAAACGUUUAUUGUAGAAACUAUUGAAAUUAAUCGUGUAUCAUGUUCAAAUUCAAAGGGACAGGAAGAACUGCGAACCAUUCAUGCGCAACAUUUGUAAUAAGUUAAUAUAUAACUAAUUAAGUGAUCCUGCGGCAAGCCACAAUCCGUAAGUUGUAAUUAAAACGCGAAUAUCGAUUCUAGUUUGCAAUAAAACAGGCGCAGAGUAUUGUAUUAUUAUUAUUAUUAUUAUUAUUAUUGUGUAGAUGUGUUUUGAUUGUUUCUAAUGAUGUAUACGUAAAGUAUUAAAAACAUUUGUUAUAUCCGCAGAUUGUUAUGCAAAUGAAACUUUCCAAAACAAAGCGGAAAGGACUCCAUUUAUUGAGCACUGAUUGUCACAUGUUUGAUCAAAUGUACAUUUAUAGCAUUUAACAUAUUCAUGAAUAACCAAAAAACUACUAAUACCAAAAAAAAAAAACAUACUAAAAAGUAAAAGUACUUAUGAAUCCUGUGAGACGAAGAUAUAUUUUAAAUAAUGAAAACUUGACGUUUUUCUUUACGAUGAAGCGUAGGUUUAGUAGUAUUGUUGUAUUUGCAAACCAUUAUUAUAGCCAAGUUUGUAGAGUGAAGCUUAGAUCUUUAUCUGAUUGUAUAACACCACCAUCCUAUUAAAAACAAAUGCCCUUAUCAAUAAAACCUUAAAUGUGAUGACUAGAUUCACCUGCGUCUUAAAGUUAUUCUUCAUAGAGCCGGCGCAAUAUUCCGGUUGGCUUAUUGUCUAUAAACGCAGGUUUUCUUUAAAUGAUAAUUCAUCUACUUAUGAGCGUGCCCGAGCAAUACUUCGAAAAAAUCUAUCAAUUGUUAUCGAUAUGCAAAAAUUUUAUCAUUUUUAUUACAAAGCUGUGUACUGGAACAAUCAAUCGAUAAAUAUGCGUCAAACAAUAGGCAAACAGUUCGCAAACUAAAGCGCUAGAUUUGUAAAGUAUAUUGUUCAUUGUGAAACGAAUCAUUAGGAGAUAUCGAGUAGAUGCACCCAAUAUGCAAUCUACUUUGACAUAUAUUGUGGAAUACUACGAAAUUGUUAAUAACUAUAAUUUUGUAAAACUUUAUCAGAUUUAAUCAAAAUGAAGUGAUAGUUGUAAAAGGACGCUUAAUCUAAAAGGGAUUAUGAAAGAUUGAUAAAGAAAUUAUUGUAUAUUUAAGUGCGACAAACUGAACGGCGAAAUAAAUAUGUUAUUCCCCA
Dalotia coriaria is the source of this 3713-nucleotide messenger RNA. It is a transcript of the gene Gdap2, whose product is annotated as ganglioside induced differentiation associated protein 2. The record is from RefSeq and is a predicted model, not a curated record. Bases 325 to 1848 code for a protein of 507 amino acids. NCBI's taxonomy places the organism in Eukaryota, Metazoa, Arthropoda, Insecta, Coleoptera, Staphylinidae. The transcript is spliced from 11 exons.